AGACAGAGAGGGAAGGGGAGAGACAGAAAUAGAGAGACUGAGUGAGGGAGAGAAAAUACACAGAGAGAUUUCCCUCCCUAUCCAUGGCGUGAGAAGGCUGUUGGACCGUGGACCCUGCUGUACCGUAUGUCCUGUCUGCGCGUGGCUUCAGGUGCACGGCUUAGUAGCUACUGCUUAUCUGACGGAGAGAGGGAGGAAAAGAAAGAAAGAGAGAUAGAGAAAGAGAGAGCAAAAGAGAAAGAAGAGGGAUGGGUGCAGAGUAUGUGAGGAGGGAGAAGUCACUGUGAUUCCACCCAGCAGUGAAGUUUUCUCUAGCUCAGCGCUGCGCUGCUCGUCUCCACCUGGUACCCGAGGUGAGUUACUGUGUGGAACAUUAAUAAGGUCCUCUUUGUCCCCAGUAUGAGUAACAUAUACGAAUCUGCAGAGGCUACCCUCGGCCUGUGCAACUCUUCCUGUCUGACCAAGGUUGAGCUGAGAGUGGCUUGUGGAGGGAUCUCAGACCGAGAUGCCCUUUCUAAACCAGACCCCUGUGUCGUCCUUAAGAUGCAAUCACACGGACAGUGGUUUGAGGUGGACAGGACAGAAGUGAUCCGCAGCAGUAUAAGUCCAGUUUUCUCCAAGGUGUUUCUGGUUGACUACUACUUUGAGGAGGUCCAGCGUCUUCGCUAUGAGCUCCAUGACAUCAGCUCCGCUCACAACGGCCUUAGAGACACAGACUUCCUUGGAGCCAUGGAGUGUACCCUGGGACAGAUUGUAUCCCAGAGGAAACUGACCAAAGCAUUACUUAAGCAGGGAAACUCCACCAGCAAGUGCUUCAUUACGGUAACAUCAGAGGAACUGUCAGGUAAUGACGACUAUGUAGAACUCUCCUUCAGUGCUCGCAAACUAGACGACAAGGAUUUCUUCAGUAAAUCAGAUCCAUUUUUGGAAAUCUUCAGAAUAAAUGACGAUGGCAGUGGAUCACUAGUACACAGAACAGAAACGGUGAUGAAUGACCUCAGCCCUGUGUGGAGGUCAUUCAAGGUCUCUCUCAACACAUUGUGCAGUGGAGACCACGAUCGGCAACUAAAGUGCACAGUGUAUGACUGGGACUCCAAUGGGAAGCAUGACUUCAUCGGAGAGUUCCACACCACAUUUAAGGAGAUACGCACAGACCUGGACGGGAGACAGAUGCAAUGGGACUGUAUAAACCCUAAGUACCAGAUGAAGAAGAAAAACUACCGGAACUCUGGUGUCGUCGUCCUCAACCACUGUAAGGUCAUAAAGAUGUAUUCUUUCCUGGAUUACAUUAUGGGAGGCUGUCAAAUCCAGUUCACAGUGGCUAUAGACUUCACAGCGUCAAACGGAGACCCCAGAAACAGUUGUUCCCUUCACUACAUCCAUCCGUACCAGCCCAACGAAUAUCUAAAAGCCUUGGUGGCUGUGGGCGAAAUAUGUCAGGAUUAUGACAGUGAUAAAAUGUUUCCAGUGUUUGGGUUUGGAGCUCAGAUCCCACCUGACUUCAAGGUCUCUCAUGAUUUCGCCGUGAACUUCGAUGAAGACAAUCCAGAAUGUUCCGGUAUCCAGGGUGUAGUAGAAGCCUACCAGAGUUGCCUUCCUAAAAUACAGCUGUAUGGGCCAACUAACAUUGCUCCCAUUAUUCAGAAAGUGGCUUCUUCUGCCUCAGAGGAGAUGCAUACUAAGGAGGCUAUGGAGUAUUUCAUUCUGUUAAUUCUGACUGAUGGGGUGAUAACUGACAUGGCUGACACCAGAGAGGCUAUUGUUCACGCUUCCCAUCUGCCCAUGUCUGUAAUCAUAGUGGGAGUGGGGAACGCUGACUUCAGUGACAUGCAGAUGCUGGACGGAGAUGAUGGAAUACUCAGGUCCCCAAAGGGAGAGCCUGUGCUCAGAGAUAUUGUCCAGUUUGUUCCCUUCAAAGACUUCAAACAUGCGUCCCCGGCUGCACUAGCUAAGAGUGUGUUAGCAGAGGUGCCCAAUCAGGUGGUGGAUUACUACAAUGCCAAAGCAAUCCACCCUAAAUGUCUGUCUGACUACAACGAAUCUUCCAGAGCCUUCAGCCCCUGACAUAAGAACACACAGACAUGUUAAACACACACGUUAAACACACAUACAUUAAAAAACCAAAAGAACCCCAUCCAUCCACCCACGCAUUCUUACAGUAGGGUAACCUAGAGACGUAGUUUGAUCUGAGGGUUUGACUACAUAGUGGACUACUGCAUGCUGUCACACAGUCAUUAUAUCCCAGAUACUGUGUACAUUCAUGAUUAAAAAGAAAACAUACUGGCACACAGACACACACCUUUUAAAGGUGACUUUUAAUAUUUUGAAGAUUAUUGCAUACAGUGUAGGCUAAAUAGGGAUUAGUAAGAGAUUUACCUAAUGAUGAGAACCAUAAUAUCAAUUAGGUCAUAUUAUUGCAGUGUUUAGGGGUUUUGGUAACUUAGUAGCCUUUGUAAACAAAUAAUGUAUAGCUUCAAAUCAUGUUUUAAAAUAAGGUUGCUCGUACGGAAUAUAAUUCCUUCGGCACCACUGGUUAUUUCAUUUAGAAUCGAAUGCUAUUUGCAUGUGGAAAUAUCAUGGGAUGCAUUUUCUCUGUUUGCGUUUCUGUUGGUAGCCCACUCUCUGAUGGUAUGCACAUCUUACAGAGUGGUAUUUAAGGGUUGAGGAUUAUAUACUGUUAGGUGUGUUGUAUAUGUCUUUUUCUACAGGUUUGUUGAGAGUUUGCUAAAGAAAUAAAUGAAUAAAUACAA
Esox lucius (northern pike) is the source of this 2750-nucleotide messenger RNA. It is a transcript of the gene cpne4b, whose product is annotated as copine IVb. Lineage: Eukaryota; Metazoa; Chordata; Actinopteri; Esociformes; Esocidae. Gene Ontology annotation, molecular function: calcium-dependent phospholipid binding. Gene Ontology annotation, biological process: cellular response to calcium ion. The transcript is spliced from 18 exons. Gene Ontology annotation, cellular component: plasma membrane. The coding region runs from base 400 to 2064 and encodes 554 amino acids. The record is from RefSeq and is a predicted model, not a curated record.